Molecule: messenger RNA, 1413 nt
Organism: Lolium rigidum
Lineage: Eukaryota; Viridiplantae; Streptophyta; Magnoliopsida; Poales; Poaceae
Product: serine carboxypeptidase 1-like
Exons: 6
Coding region: 1-1413 (470 amino acids)
Biological process (GO): proteolysis
Cellular component (GO): vacuole
Molecular function (GO): serine-type carboxypeptidase activity
Source: RefSeq, a predicted model, not a curated record
AUGAGGACCUACACGACAUGCAGCGCGGUCGUGCUCGCACUCCUACUGGGCGCAGCGCUCGCUAAUGCUGCAAUCCUGCAGCAGCGAGAUGUGCUGAAGACCUUCAUCGAAGCCAGAGCCAGGGCGAACGGGCACGUCAGGCCAGACACAUAUGCGGAGGAGGACACAUGGGCCGACCCGGACAGCAGCUUCAAGCACCUUCCCACCAAGUGCUCCACCCCGCCGCCCGGCACUAGGGAGGCCGACAAGAUCGCGGCGCUGCCCGGCCAGCCCCCGCGCGUCAACUUCGACCAGUACUCCGGCUACGUCACGGUGAGCGAGCAGCACGGCCGCGCGCUCUUCUACUACUUCGUCGAGUCCCCAUACGAGGCCGCCUCCAAGCCCCUCGUCCUCUGGCUCAACGGCGGGCCAGGCUGCUCGUCGCUGGGCGCCGGCGCCUUCCAAGAGCUUGGCCCGUUCCGUGUGAACCCCGACGGCAAGACCCUCAGCAGAAACAGGCACGCGUGGAACAACGUGGCAAAUGUACUCUUCCUGGAGUCGCCGGCGGGUGUGGGGUUCUCGUACUCCAACACGUCGUCCGAGAACUACGUGAGCGGUGACAGGAGGACAGCGAUCGAUGCCUACAUCUUCCUGCUCAACUGGCUAGAGAGGUUUCCCGAGUACAAGGGGCGGGACUUCUUCAUUGCCGGAGAGAGCUAUAGCGGCCACUACGUCCCUCAGCUUGCCUCUGUCAUCAUCGCCCUCCAUAAACUCGGUCUCACAAGCAUGAACCUCAAGGGGAUUUUUGUUGGCAACCCUCUUCUUGACGACUACAAGAACGACAAGGGAUCACUGGAGUUCCUGUGGAAUCACGGUGUGAUGUCCGACGAGGUGUGGGGCGACAUCAGCGCGCACUGCAGCUUCGGGCGGGUCGAGGGCAAAGCUUGUGGCCAAGCCAAGGACUCAUUCAGAGCCGGCCACAUCGAUUACUACAAUAUCUACGCCCCGAUCUGUCUUGUGUCGCGAAACGGCACUCUCUACUCCAGCAGCUACUUAGCAGGCUAUGACCCGUGCAUCGGUGCCCAUGUCAGCGUCUACUUCAACAAACCUGAGGUGCAGAAGGCUAUACAUGUCCGAACCAAGACAGAGUGGUCAGAGUGCGCUGGUGACAUGGAUGACGUGUGCCCCAUUACCGCGACGAGGUACUCUGUGAAGGAUCUCGGUUUGGCCAUCACUAAACCGUGGCGUCCGUGGUACACCCCUCAAAGCGAGGUUGGAGGAUACGCUCAGCAAUAUGAGGGAGGGUUCACGUUUGCCUCUGUGCGAGGAGCUGGCCAUCUUGUUCCUAGCUUCCAGCCUAAGCGAUCGCUUGUUCUAUUCUACUCAUUUCUAAAAGGUGUUCUGCCACCUGCCUUCCCGAAAGUGAGUGAGUGA